UGGGGGAGCACCCGGACGGAGAUGGGCGAAGCUUUUCACGGGCUGAGAAACCCAAAUUGCCGUACCUUUCCUCCACCACCCAACCCGCCUCUCUCUCUCUCUCUCUCUCUCUCACUAAUCCGCCUAUACCCCACCCUUUCGCCACAUCAGCAACCGCCCCUUCUCGAAGCUCGAUCCGAUCAUCACCUUUCCUCCGGCUUCCGGGUGAACAGUGAGCUCGCAGCUGCAGCAAUGCCGGAGAAGAACUCACCGAGACGCUGAACUUCGGCCACCGAGCUAGGGUUUUGCUGAGGUUUUCUUUCUGGGUUUUUUGAGGUGGGUAGUCGGAUGGAUCGGUCCGCGAUCACGGUCGGCCCCGGGAUGGACCUGCCGAUUAUGCACGACAACGAUCGGUACGAGCUCGUGAAGGACAUCGGAUCCGGGAACUUUGGGAUCGCGAGGUUGAUGCGGGACAGGCAGACGGACGAGCUCGUCGCUGUUAAGUACAUCGAGCGCGGCGACAAGAUAGAUGAAAAUGUACAGAGGGAAAUUAUUAACCAUAGGUCGCUAAGACAUCCAAAUAUAAUUCGGUUUAGAGAGGUUGUACUAACUCCAACUCAUCUAGCUAUAGUGAUGGAAUAUGCAGCUGGUGGUGAGUUAUUUGAGCGGAUUUGUGGGAAAGGACGAUUCAGUGAAGAUGAGGCCAGGUUCUUCUUCCAACAACUUAUAUCAGGUGUCAGCUACUGUCAUGCAAUGCAAAUAUGCCAUCGUGAUUUGAAACUCGAAAACACAUUGUUGGAUGGAAGCCCUGCCCCUCGUCUGAAGAUUUGUGAUUUUGGGUACUCAAAGUCCUCCUUGCUUCAUUCACAACCGAAGUCAACCGUGGGAACCCCUGCAUAUAUCGCUCCGGAAGUGUUACUAAAGAAAGAAUAUGAUGGCAAGAUUGCGGAUGUCUGGUCUUGUGGAGUAACCCUAUAUGUCAUGUUGGUUGGUGCUUAUCCUUUCGAGGAUCCGGAGGAUCCCAAAAAUUUUCGGCGUACCAUACAGAAAAUAUUGAAUGUCCAAUAUGCUAUUCCUGACAAAAUUGAUAUAUCUCCGGAUUGUCUUCAUCUCAUUUCAAGGAUCUUUGUAGCUGACCCUGCACAGAGGAUAAGCAUCCCGGAGAUAAGGAAUCAUGAGUGGUUUCUGAAGAACCUGCCUGCCGACCUAAUGGAUGAAAACAUGAUGAACAAUCAGUUCCAAGAGCCUGACCAACCAAUGCAAAGCAUGGAGGAUAUCAUGCGAAUCAUCUCCGAGGCUACCAUUCCGGCCGUUGGUGCCAACAACCUCAACCAAUACUUGACCGGAAGCCUCGACAUCGACGAUGAGAUGGAGGAAGACCUUGAGAGCGAUCCUGACCUUGAUAUUGAUAGCAGUGGCGAAGUAAUCUAUGCCAUGUGAAGUUGGAGAUGGUCUUAAGUCUUGGAUAUAAAGAAAUAGUGGUUAAGGAAUCUGGCACCGUUGUUUUAAAGUGGUUGCUUGAGAAAUCCCUCUGCAUGGAUUCGUUGUGGAGUCGCAUAAUGUUGUUUGUUUGUUUGUCGAAAUCUCUCUUCUGGAUUGUGUUGUAUCUUUGUGCUGUCUCGUCACAUCCAUGUGUAAGUUGCAUAGAUCCUCUGUUGUGUUAAAAAUCAGAUCCCGCUGUACCAUUGGAUACAUGAAACUCUUUUGUAGAAGCACUGCUUCUUCUGGGGAUAGUGUUAAGAACUCCAUGCCCUGUAAAUUGUCUGCCUAGGUUGUGUGUUUAUAAAGAUGUGUUUGCCCUCGA
Molecule: messenger RNA, 1783 nt
Organism: Punica granatum (pomegranate)
Lineage: Eukaryota; Viridiplantae; Streptophyta; Magnoliopsida; Myrtales; Lythraceae
Source: RefSeq, a predicted model, not a curated record